Molecule: messenger RNA, 603 nt
Organism: Anisakis simplex (herring worm)
Lineage: Eukaryota; Metazoa; Nematoda; Chromadorea; Rhabditida; Anisakidae
Source: the annotation of a GenBank genome assembly
AUGAUGCAUCGUUGUGCAUCGUUCGUUUUGUUGUUUAUUUAUAUUUGUUUUGUUGACUUCAACUAUUCGGCUAAACCGACUUUUGCUGAGACGGUAUUCGAUCUAAGUCCCGAUCUUCCGGAUGAAUCGAUUUCAGAAAGCGAAGAUGGGCAAUAUUCCACUGAAACCGCUCAAAUAUUAGCAAUAACAACAACAAAAACACCUCCUGUGUCAAAUGAAACGCCACCGCCGCCACCGUUGUUAAACUAUCAGCCAAAUCAAAAUGGUAUAUUCCCAUCGCUGAAACCUUUGGGUAUAUCACCGGAUUUAGUCCCUACAAUCCCCGCUAACAAUCAGCAACCAUUCUUGCCACCUAUUCAAGUCAGCCCAUCCGUCUUCGCCCCACCUCAUCCACAAAACUUUGAAUCGAUAAAUCAACUUCAGCCCAAUGCACGUGUAAUUGUUCAACCUCAUAUUCAAACACAAACUCCGAUUCCGCUCCAGUCGACCAGGGUCGUGAAUGUUUCUCACCCGCAGUUCCCAACGCAGUCCGCACUUCAUAAUUCUCAGCAUUCAGAAGCAACCCCUCCACGAGGUCUUCUCCAUAGAAGUAACAUUGAUUAA